Messenger RNA from Talpa occidentalis (Iberian mole), 8188 nucleotides. RefSeq names its product G protein subunit alpha 12 (gene GNA12). Bases 1 to 1149 code for a protein of 382 amino acids. The transcript has 4 exons. Gene Ontology annotation, cellular component: brush border membrane; heterotrimeric G-protein complex. Gene Ontology annotation, biological process: adenylate cyclase-modulating G protein-coupled receptor signaling pathway; Rho protein signal transduction. Lineage: Eukaryota; Metazoa; Chordata; Mammalia; Eulipotyphla; Talpidae. Gene Ontology annotation, molecular function: GTPase activity; guanyl nucleotide binding; G-protein beta/gamma-subunit complex binding. The record is from RefSeq and is a predicted model, not a curated record.
AUGUCCGGGGUGGUGCGGACCCUGAGCCGCUGCCUGCUGCCGGCCGAGGCCGGCGGGGCCCGCGAGCGCAGGGCGGGCGGCAGCGGGGCCCGCGACGCGGAGCGCGAGGCGCGGCGGCGCAGCCGGGACAUCGACGCGGGGCUGGCCCGCGAGCGGCGCGCCGUGCGGCGCCUGGUCAAGAUCCUGCUGCUGGGCGCGGGCGAGAGCGGCAAGUCCACCUUCCUCAAGCAGAUGCGCAUCAUCCACGGCCGUGAGUUCGACCAGAAGGCGUUGCUCGAGUUCCGCGACACCAUCUUCGACAACAUCCUGAAGGGCUCAAGGGUUCUUGUUGAUGCACGAGACAAGCUUGGUAUUCCUUGGCAGUAUUCUGAAAAUGAAAAGCAUGGGAUGUUCUUAAUGGCCUUUGAGAACAAAGCAGGGCUGCCUGUGGAGCCUGCCACCUUCCAGCUCUAUGUGCCUGCCCUGAGUGCACUCUGGAGGGAUUCCGGGAUCAGGGAAGCUUUCAGCCGGAGGAGCGAGUUCCAACUGGGUGAAUCAGUGAAGUACUUCCUGGAUAACUUGGACCGGAUCGGCCAACUGAAUUACUUUCCUAGUAAGCAAGACAUCCUGCUGGCAAGGAAAGCCACCAAGGGAAUUGUGGAACAUGACUUCGUUAUUAAAAAGAUCCCUUUUAAGAUGGUGGAUGUGGGUGGCCAGCGCUCUCAGCGCCAGAAGUGGUUCCAGUGCUUUGAUGGAAUCACCUCAAUCCUAUUCAUGGUCUCCUCCAGCGAGUAUGACCAGGUCCUCAUGGAGGACAGACGUACCAACCGGCUGGUGGAGUCCAUGAACAUCUUUGAAACAAUAGUCAACAACAAGCUCUUCUUCAAUGUCUCCAUCAUUCUGUUCCUCAACAAGAUGGACCUCCUAGUGGAGAAGGUGAAGACUGUCAGCAUCAAGAAGCACUUCCCGGAUUUCAAGGGUGACCCUCACAGGCUGGAGGACGUUCAGCGAUACUUGGUCCAGUGUUUCGACCGGAAGAGACGGAAUCGCAGCAAGCCACUCUUCCACCACUUCACCACCGCCAUAGACACGGAAAACAUCCGCUUUGUGUUCCAUGCUGUGAAGGACACCAUCCUGCAAGAGAAUCUGAAAGAUAUCAUGUUGCAGUGAAAGAGGAUGCCCCCUGCUAUUGUCGUCCUCACAUGCCUUCAAGGCCAUUGGUCAGAUAUCCCUGGCGUCUCUUGCCAUCAGGUCUUGCAGGGGUUUCUCAGAUCUGUGCCAUCCAACAUCUGGCUCGGGAAUGCUGUCUAGUCAGCCACGCCAAAGCGCUCCAGGCAAAAGGACAAGGAAACUUUGAAGUUAGCUACUGAAUCCUGGGGACUAGUGAAACUACUGAAAAUCCAAGGGAUCACUCUGGUAUUAACUUGUAAUACCUAAUAACACAGCUUUCUUUCUUUUUACAGAAACUUUAUUCUUUUCUGACACCAUUUAAUCAAGGAUUGUGUGUGUGUGCACGCGUACGCUGUCUUUAAUGACAAAAACCAGCCAGCCUUGCAGAUGGCUUUUCUCUCUAACUUGCAAGUCUUCAGUAAGACAGACUAACCUGAGAACUUUGACCGUAGUUUGUAGGAGAUGAAAUGCAGGCUGAUGCUACUGAACUCGGUGCCCAAGCCCGGCCUGAGCCUCACCCUGGUGUCUCAGUGCCACCUCCCAAAGUGAACACGUUGCCUUUUAAAACUCUUGUGCCAAUUUCCAGAGAGACCCUGGCCCAGGCAUUUUAGAUUAAGCUAAGGGCCCCCAGCUUUAGUGGGUGGCAUCAUGAGCUCUAAGGGUGUGGACCUGCCUUAAUGCCCCCACGAUGUGUGCUGUCUUCCUGCCUUGUCAGAUUGCCCAGCAGUACAACCCAGAGUGGAAGUGUGGGACGGGCACUGACAGUGAAUGUUCCUCUACUAUAGGCACACAGUGGGGCUAUCCGCCCCACACCCACCCUGCCCCCACCCAUGGCAGACAUAAAGCCACCUGGCCGCACAGGUGACCUUCCUGUCUUACAAGUCAUCUUCUGAUGCCCACUGUUGGCUGCAUUAGUGUUUCCUUAUUUUGGAAAUAGCAAUGCUUUUCCUAUUUCUCUCAGGGGCUUCUGAAAGCUGGCAAGAUUACUGGCAGAGCUUUUGUUAAUGCCACAGCUGCUUGGUGAGUCCUAAUAGCUGACCUUUCAGCAAGUUCACAGACCGAAGAAAUCUCAGUUUCUCCAAACUGCCACUACACCUGAUGCCUUUGGACAGCUGGUCCCUGUCUUCAGUCCUCCCUUCAAUCUUGAUUCCUGUUGUAGUCUCUCGCUUCUGUUAUGCACACAUACCAAGUAACUAUCUGCCAUGGCUUUCGGGACAGGGAGACCACAGAAGGCUAUGAUGCUGAUGUGUAUGGUCCAUGUUACACUCAGUUAUCUUGUCCAGUUACCUGCCAGAUGUCUUUCCUUGUGUUUAAAAAUACAUUGCAUUCCAAACUGCUCCUCAUUGUGUAUUCCUGUUCUAAAAAAAAAAAAAAAAAAAGUCUGUCCUCUAUGUUUAGGACUUUUUCUAGCAUUUAAAAAGAAGCAAGAUCUCCCUCUGUAGCUGGCACCAGAAUGUUACUAUAGGUUGACAACACAUCCAAGGGCCCUAUCCUCAGGCCGCACUGUUCCCCAUCUCUCAGUUCAUUUUCAGCAAGCCAGAUAAGCAUAGAUCUUGUGCAGAUAUCCGGAAGGAAAGGAGGGAAGCCCUGCUUCUGAGUCAUCCUUAUUAUCACCGUGUGUUUAAUGAGGAGACAACAUGAAAUUCUCUUUCUCUUUCGGUGCUCAAGACUUUGUGUCAUGUUUGCUGGAAAGAAGUUGGGGUUUUUGUCCUGCUUCCUGUUGCUCUUCAUAAACUGAAAGGACAUGACCCAGGAUUGGUGCCAUGGCCACUGUUUAAAGGAGAAAGAACACUCUUGACGGGCUCCAUCAGGGCGGCCUAAGACCAUGUCUUCUACUGCCCUGACCCAGACUGUGCGGCCUCUCAUCUCCUGGUCAGUUUUCUCUCGUAGAAGUUUGGGAGGAUUUAAGGCUGUUCCUCCCCAAGUAGGGAUCUUCAGCGUUCUGGAGGGGAUUCUCUCCAUUGUGGCUGACAUAACCAAUGAGGUUGUGGGAACUGCCUUCCUGAUGUGUUUGGAAGCCUCUUCAGUGAGUGCUUUUUCCCCUUUAAACUGAUUUACUUGCUGUCCAAACUGGAAGCACAUAUGUAGAGAGAUCACAACUGUUGAACUGACCAGGCAGGGGGCAGGGUGGCUCUGACACGCAGCCUCUGAUGCCACUCCCUUCCUGGGCCUGGGCCUCCUGCUCACCAGACCAGACAAAAUGGAGUCUUUAAAGGUGCCAGGCUCCAAGUUCUGUGACCCUUGACUCAGAGAAGAUGCCCAUUUGCAAGGCUAAACUAAAACCAUUUACAACUUUUCUGCACACAGAUGGUAGUCAUUAUCUCCCAAACCUUAGGCUUUUGUAUUUUUUAUUUUAAUUUCACUGUUGUCUUUUUUAUCAACGUGUUGGAGAAGCAGGAGAUAGUGGGCCUGAUCUAUCAAUAUUAUUGCAAAAAUGUAACAAUAAACUUCCUCGGUAUACAUAUUUUCCUCAUAGUUAUACUGUUUACACAUGAGAACACAUGUAGGUUUUUUUACUGAAAUUUUUUUUAACUCUUCUUGUAGAGAGAGAAAUUGUUUCAAAGAUUUCAAGUUAGAGCUUUGUAAUUUAUAGAGAUUUCUAGAAAUCUUUUCUUGUAAUUUUUUUUUUUUUUUUUUUUUUUUUUUUUUUUACUUCUUACUCCAAGAUCAGAAAAUAAUCUUGAAACAAGAUGACUUACUAACUCGGGGGUCCUGGGGAUCUCUAAUUCGGUAUUAAAGAUAAAGGUACCAUGAGGAGAGCCGCCCAGAGAACUGCUCACGGUUUAUACUUUGUGCGCUGUAGUGGCCUUGGCUGGGAGGAUCUGAUUUGAUGGUUUGACUGCCUUCAGUCUCUAGAUGGUCAUUAAAAUAAAUCCCUAGUUUUUCUUUGCUUAAUGUAAAUAUCACUCAGCAUUCAAAACCAACACUAAUUUUUUAGUCCCAAAAAUUCAGAGCAAAUAACUCUAAUCUUAAUUUUACCUGAAGGGUCAUGAUUUGUUAACCAGUUUUUAUCUCCACAUGCUACACAGAGCCUGACACACAGGAGAGCUGUCAUAAAUAACUGUUUUGCAUGGAAGUCUCUGGAACACAGCUUCAGAACAGGUGAUGGAGGCAUACACGCGUAAAGACACGCGUGUGUGGGGGAGAGAUUGGGAAAGGCCCAAGGAGGGGGACCCACGGACUGACAUUUGACAUGUCCAGAGACCCGGAAGAAAACCCAAGGGUACAGUGGGGUGGGAGAUCCUGUCAGCACAACCCUUGGGGUUUUUGUCCCAGUCACAAAAUGGAGAAAUCACCAUGAAGGACUUCCAGCUGUUGGCACGGUCUGUGGCACUCAGGAUUCUCUCCUAGAAGGAGGAGUGCGUGUGUUGUCCAGGGAACACCACCUGGUAGGGCAUGGUGGUGUACACUGCGGUGCGGGGCUGAAAAUGACCACGGUGGGAAAGUCAGAAAUCCCUCCAGAAAGUGUCAGCAAUGGGCACAUCACACGCCUCAUCGUCCAUGGCAGUGGGCUAAGCACUUUGUCCAGUUUCUACACUUAGGAAAAUUGAACCAAAGGGUGAUUCUCAGUCCUGCCCCAACGUUGGGUCCCUGGGGGUCUUUGGAAAGUGCCUGGAUCCCAGCUGUUCAGGAGGUUGUGUUCUGCAACAGAAGGAGAGGGUGGACAGUGUGGGCAGCGUUCCCGAUCCAUGAAAUUCUAUUUAGUCUUCCCCUCACUGGCAGCAACCUGCCUUGAGAAGACACAGCAAAGGGUGGUGAUUUGAGUGAGGUCGUCUCACUUGGUCUCUCGAGACCAGUGGGCAGUCCUUUCAGAUCUUUUUGGUCCCUCUUUCUCUGUCAUGUUCAUCAGAUGUGCUCAGCAACCUCACGCUAAAAUGAUUCCUGGAAAUUUAGGAGGUUUCACUGAAGAAAAAGCCUAUAUUAAGGCUUACUUCAUUUCCACAGCAGACCAGGGAUAGAUGUUCCUUACACAUGUGAUUCUGGGGCCUCAACGACAGUGAGGCACAAUCCUGCCCCCUGUUUUGGUGUGUUGGAAGCGCAUCUGCAGCUGAGAGGGCCGAGGGCUCAGCACCCACUGAUGGGAGGGUUUUACCAACUCUGACUUCAGCUCCUUCUGUGAGAAGUGUGUUGGGCCCUGAAGAGAAAGGUGUGGCAUCCCUCAAAGAAGAGGUGUUUCCUUAGCUCAGUUCGGAGGUUCAGAUGCUGACAUGUGCUGUGUGAAUGGCCCUUCUGGGCACAUGACUUUGCAGGACUGUGCAGGGUCACAGGCCUAUUUUGGAGCCUGUUCCUGCCUUCUGAGUGGCUGAGGGAGGACUUGAGCCACUAGAGGCUGCUUUUGUGGGUCUCUACUCUUUUGCAACUGGGUCUCUUCCCAUCAGAAUUUGCUAGAACUAGAAGGCUGGUUGCUUCUCAGUAUUUAGGAUGGUCUUUUGAAAUGAGUGGGUUUAACUUCCAUGCUGCUGUUGGUAUCUCUUCAGGUGAAAACUUACUACAAAGCACAAAAGGUUACUAAUUGCCAAAGCACCCCCAGUGCCCUUGUUCUUGCCUGGGUUCAGCCUAAUACAUCUUAUCCAGAGUGGCCCUGGCAGUGAACUGCCUGCCUGCGGUGAUUCUGUUCAUCUUGAUAAUAGGGACCCCCUCAGAGCAAGAGGCUGGAGACGCGAGCACUCAGAGCUAGGCCUUGCAGUCUGUUGAUUUUGCCUCAUCUAUGUCUUGCUGGGCUGGUCCCCAGGAAAGCUGAACUUUCCCGAGGCUAUAAUCCCAGACCACAGGAAACAAGUGGGCGCUCAGAUUUCUGGGCAGGAAGUGUAAUCCUAGGAAUUGGUGUCUGUGAGUAGCACGGCUAGGAAAUGGGGUGACCUCAGAAUAAACCAUGGAAUUCCCGCCCGGAAGGACACACUACACAUGGGACAAUAGCGCGCUCUCCUAGCUGCGCAAGCCACGGUGGAGCUGAGACACAGAAUUGCUCUUAUGUCCAGCGCCAGCCUGCAGCAACUUGUCCCUGCUCACGCCUUUUAUCAGUAUUCACGACACGUCUUAAAAUGUCAUUGUGGGGUUCUUACUAUAAGAGACCCUAAAGACUGCCGCUGAUGGGCAAUAAAUGUGACUGCUGCUCACUUCACAGAAGUAGAAACCUGGCUUGACCUGAAAAGUAGGUUCUGUUUUUUGAGCGGGUCACAGAAGGUAGGUUUUUUUUUUUUUCCUUGAGAUGGUUUUAUGUGUGUGUAACAUGAACUUGAUGAAACGCUAGAGCCGUGCUUUGGGGUUCUUGAAUUAGCCUGCAUUUCCUAGCAGGCGGGCUGGUUAGCAGCGGGGCAGUGUGGGAAGGCACCAGGCUGUGAGUGACUGGGACAGGGCUUCCCUUUUCUGCCCUGUCCUGUUCCAUGAAAAUAAAGGGCUGUUGGUCAGACCUGCCGAUUCGGCACCUUUCUGUGAACACCGAAUUCACUUUAUUUUGUAUUUUUUAAAGCUGAUGUAUUACAGUCAAAUGAACAUAAACCCAGCUAUUCACAGUCAAGGUGGAGUUUCCUGUGGAACUAUGUGUCCCCAACAGGUGGCAGAGCCAGACCAGCUCUGGGGUGUCCUGCUCCUGUCACACACACACACACACACACACACACACACACACACCCCGUUGGCUCUGACUACACAUGUCCUUUGGUAGGAGGGGCUGGAAGUCCAGAUGAGGGUAACUAAGAACUUGACCCUCUCUGAGUAGGGUAUAAACAAGCCCCAUUCUGGUACUUUCUGGGACUAGUACACGGGUGCAUGUCUGCCAACUGAUUGGGGAUGCCUGCCGUGGAAAGGGAGAUUGAAAACGGGUGCUGGGAAGACCUCUGUUGCAAUAGGCAGACAGGGCCAGAGGCUGGUCGGUACUGCCCCCACUGGCCAGGAAUGCUCCAGGUGGCAUGAGGGCCUGCAGAUGGGCUCCUGUUCCUCCAUGCUGGAACUGGCUCCUCUGGAACCUCCCAAAGCCUGGAGGUGACAUGAGAUCUCCUUCCACAACCACCUCUCACUUUGCCUCCCUCAGAAAAGGUCAGUACCAACUGCCCUCAGAGCUCACACAUCUAAGUGACUUUGGGACUCAGGCUGAAAAAUUGAAGCCAACUUGAUCUACAGAUCAGGCUAGCAGAUUCUGCUUGCGGUGGCUCUUUUACUCCCCCAUGCUGUCUGGAUGAGCCUAGACCUCUUCUCCAGAGGCCCCUACAGACAGGUGGACAGCCGUGUCCGGGGGGCGAUGGGGUGAGGCAUAUAUGCGGGAGACACCCAAUGCAGCCUGAGGAAACCUUGGCCAGUCUCUUCAUCACACUGUCCUGUUCAGACUUUACCCAUUGGAGUCUUCAGCAAACCUGGUUAUGAAGAAAUUUAAAAUAGACCUCGAUUGUGCCUGCCCAUCUCUAGAAGCUUCAGCGCCUGUUAUGCAAAUUGAUUUAAAACAUUCCAAGAGGCCUUUCAAGCCAGCGAGCAUUGACGAGUUUAUUAUUCUCUGUUGGCAGAAGCGCAGCCAGGAAGUUCAGUGUUAAUACGCUUGACCUCUGCCCACACCCACUGUGUGCUUAGUUCUCCUGGCAGGCUUUGGUGUGCAGCGGGGGUGCUACCCCGAGGGCCCUGCCGACGAAGGGAGAGGUGGCACUUCAGCUUUAGCAUUCUCUGAGAAGCCAAGCUUUGAACCCUCCUAGGGUCUUUUUACACAUAGAAAGGAAAUUCCAAGAGUCACCGCCAAGGGCUCCAUCACGGGCCCUCCCCUGGAAGUGUCGCCACCGCCCCAAACCCACCUGCAGUGGGCUCGGCCUACACCAGAAGUCUUGCUCUGUGAAUACUGUGUACGGGGUAGAACAUAUGUUACAAAGUGUAAAAAUGUAUUUUAUAGCUACAGUGGUUAGUCUAACAUGGUUUUGUACAUAUGAUUUUUAUAACUCUAUUAAAAUUUGCCUUAAAUUACUUUGUAUUCCUGGUGUGUUGCAUCCUGGCAGAACGCAGCCCCUGCCACCCCAUGGCGGCUGCACUGUGAGGUCUGGUGCCCUUGCUCCCUGAGUGC